AUUGCAAGGAUUUUCAAUACGUUUGCCAAGCAGACAGGAUAUCCGGUCAAACCGGAAGACAAGGUUGUCUUCAGGAUAGAGGAUUCUCCGUACUAAUGUCAACCAGAAUGGAACAUAUGCAGUUAGUACAAAUAAAUAUUGGGGGAGAAGAUAUACUACACUGUUUCUUCCGUUUUGUUUGAAGAAUGUUCAUUUUGACGCUUUAGUGAGUCGUUGACCUACGCCAAGAGAGGUUGGUUUCAACUGCUAGUGCGUUAGCUCCUCCAACGCGGAGUCCCGAGCCGCCACCUGUCACCCUUUUUUUUUUUUUUUUUUUUUUUUAAAUUUUUUUUUUUAAUGGCCCACAAUUAGGCAGUUGUUCACCUAUCAAAGCUGUGCGGUUUAUUCCGCGUUUAAAUGCCCGAAUAGGGACCAAGGAUGAAUGGGUUUUCUUUCAGCGAACUAUGCUGGCUAUUCUGUUGUCCGCCCUGUCCCAGUCGCAUCGCGGCAAAACUAGCUUUCCUUCCACCGGAGCCCACGUACUCGGUCCAUACCGAUGCUAAUGGAGGAACGAGCUUGCAUUUAACCGAACGGGCGGACUGGCAGUACUCUCAGCGUGAACUCGAUGUGGUGGAGGUAUUUAGCACCAGAAGCAGUCGCGGUAACCGGGUACAAACCAUGUUUGUGCGUUGCGCGCCCAACAGCCGCUACACUCUACUCUUUUCCCAUGGAAACGCUGUGGACUUGGGACAGAUGUGCAGUUUUUACAUCGGCUUGGGCUCCAGGAUCAACUGCAACGUGUUUUCUUACGACUACUCGGGCUAUGGAGUCAGUACCGGCAAGCCCUCUGAGAAGAAUAUGUAUGCGGAUAUCGAGGCGGCCUGGCAGGUCCUGAGGAACAAGUAUGGGGUAACACCAGAGAACAUCAUCCUCUAUGGUCAGAGUAUUGGCACUGUGCCUACCAUUGACCUCGCUGCUCGCUAUGAAUGUGCAGCCAUCAUCCUGCACUCGCCACUCAUGUCGGGGCUUCGAGUGGCUUUCCCUAACACGCGCAAGACCUACUGCUUUGAUGCUUUCCCCAGUAUUGACAAGGUGUCCAAGGUGGCAUCCCCAGUGUUGGUGAUCCACGGUACAGAGGAUGAAGUGAUUGACUUCUCCCAUGGCUUAGCCAUGUAUGAGCGCUGCCCCCUUGCCGUCGAGCCCCUCUGGGUGGAAGGAGCAGGCCACAAUGACAUUGAGCUCUAUGCACAAUACCUGGAGAGACUCAAGCAGUUCAUUUCCUUUGAGCUUCACACGUCCUCCUGAGUGGACAGGCCAGCACACACAGGCCAGGGUUCAACUCGACAGUCUUCUGUCAGGGCUGCUGUUUCUUGCAACCUGUAUCCCGACAUCUUCUCCUUAGAAGCUCCUAACUUCAUCCCCAAGCAGAGACAGCACUGUAGUAAACAUAUCACAUGACAUUCCCAUGUCUUUGGAGACACUUUAGGGAUGUAAUGAAAGGUGUACUCUCCAGCUCAAUGUCCUUGGUCCGCACACACCUUAUCAAUUUUUUGGUUGAACUAAAAACUCUAGCCUGUCACAUUUACUUAUUCUUAUCAGUUCAUACUGGGAUGCCUGCCUGCUGAGAGUCUGACAUGCUCAAACUUGAUUUAUAUAUUUUAUACUCGGAUGGGGAAAAAAAAUCAUUUUUCCACCUCAAGUGACAAUUCAAGUUUGUACAUUUUCUGUAUUCCUGGGUUUUAUUUUCAGGGCUGAUCAAACAAAGGCACUUUUAUUGUGCAUCUACUUUCAGGAAUUAGAUUUUCUCUGCUCUCCAAGCAUUCCAGUUUUUUCUUUAUUGUAUGAGAAUUUUUAUUUUUUCUUUUCUAAAUCACAGGCAUCUACUACAUUUUAUACUACUUUUAUAGCUGUGGUCUUUGUAGCCCUAAUGACUGCUAACCUCCGGUCCGAGAAGGUGGUGCAUACAGAUGCUGUAUGUUAACAAACAAGUCGCUCAACAACAUUGCAACACACGUGUUGAGAAAUAUGGACGCUUGCCUCAACAAAAUAGAAAUAGCAAUAUCAGGGUAUUCUUUUGCUAACCAGAGAUCAUGUGUUUCUUAAGAUUGAUCUUUUACUGAACUGCAAUGUGUGGUCUAUGUCAAACACAAUGUUGUCACUUUUUGAGUGUACCGCUUCUACCUUUACACUCCAAAUAAACCUUAAACUCAGACAGUUCCCAGAAACCUUGUUGCCUACAGGGCGGCUCUAGCGAUGUAUCAGAGGACUUCUACAUGCUGCUGUUUUUUGUUUGAGAUUUAGUCAGUCAAACACUGUGAAAGCUGGGGAAAACAAUGAAAUAUUUGUAAGCUACGGAACCUCGGAUUUAAGCUUGUCCACCACCAUCCUUGUCAGGAUGAGUCCCAGACUGUCAUUGGAUAGACAGCAGUCCAACUGUACUGUCCUUAAAAAAGAUAUUGCUUGCUGAGCCUCUGUGGAGGUUUGCAGUUUCUUUUUGGAUCACACUCCAAAGAAAUGAGAACAAAACUUCAGCAGCUUAAUUACUUCUUGUUUAGGUGGUCAUUUUUACUGACAGCGUUGACAUUUUUUUUUCCCCCCUUUCUUUUUGCUAUGGAAGAAAAGGGCUUACAAAACUAAAAAAACUAAAAUGACAUCAACUCAAAAGUCGAACACUGAGCAUGAAGUAUAUUGUUGAAAAUGUAGAAAUGAGAGGGGUAAUGUUUGAGGGGUAGUAAUUUGAUUGUGAAGUGAUUUGUCAUUAUAUUCGUGAUAUGUCAUUGGCUAGCCUUUUUUGGUGGCUCUUUUGAAUGGUUUGGAAGGCCCCACUUUAGUUUUGGUAGCUGUUUUGAUGCUUGAUAUUUCUAUAAUUACUAUUUUAAAUGUUGCUAGAUUGAUGUUCUAUAAAGUCACUCAUCAAUACUAAUAUGUACAAUGUGCUGCCUAGUCUCACUGACACUGGAAUCAUUUAUGCAAGUAUAAAGCAAAUGGCACUAGAAAGCAGAUUUUGGUAAUAUGCCUUAAACAUUGUUUUGAAAUUGUUGCAAAAAAGCAACACACUGUGUAUGUUUAAAUGCUUAAAGAAUAAAGACUGCAAGAAAAUGAA
Phyllopteryx taeniolatus (common seadragon) is the source of this 3082-nucleotide messenger RNA. It is a transcript of the gene abhd17c, whose product is annotated as abhydrolase domain containing 17C, depalmitoylase. The record is from RefSeq and is a predicted model, not a curated record. Gene Ontology annotation, biological process: protein depalmitoylation. Gene Ontology annotation, cellular component: endosome membrane; plasma membrane. The coding region runs from base 418 to 1284 and encodes 288 amino acids. Lineage: Eukaryota; Metazoa; Chordata; Actinopteri; Syngnathiformes; Syngnathidae. The transcript is spliced from 3 exons. Gene Ontology annotation, molecular function: palmitoyl-(protein) hydrolase activity.